AGAUUGCUGAAGAAUGAAUGAACAGCCCAAAUGAAACAUCACGCAUAGGUGCUUAUGGCAGCAUCGGAUGAUCACCACGGGGAGGUGGUCACAGCAUGAGCAUUGACACAGCUGAUACCAUCGUAGAUGUUUGCUUGUCUGUGCUCGCCGUCUCCGGAUUGAUCUCCAACUCUCUCGUCCUCAUCGUGUUCUAUCGUAGGCCUGCUCUGCGCUCUCCGUCUAACCGGUUCGUAGGAAGCCUAGUAUUCUCCAACCUAAUCUCCGCCAUGGUUCUCGCCCCCGUGCUGGUGUCCAGAGUCCCCUGGCUCUCGGCAGGUAUGAGUGCCUUGGUCGCCACUUCCACUGUGUUCUCCAUCGUCGCCAUCGCGCUGGACCGCUACCGAGCCGUCCUUUCGCCCCUGCACUACGCCAUGACAGUCACCCGCAGACGGAGUCUGGCAGUGAUUGGUGUAACGUGGAGUCUUUCUGCACUGCUGGCAUCACCUCACCUCCUCAUGACAUGUGAGACCCCAGUCUUCUGGCUGACUCACUCUCUUGUCGUGCUGUUGCUGGGAUUCACCUUUCCUCUUAUUGCUCUGGUGCUGAUCUAUGUCAGGAUGUACGUCGCGGCGCACAGGAACAGCCUGCGUACGAGACGACAAAGUAUGACAACAGAUCUGGAGUUGGCUCGAAGGACUUCCAAUGCGACAUUCUCUGCAUUGUUCUUUCGUGAAGAAGGUCGUGCUGUUAAGACUGCUGUGAUGGUUAUAGCCUCUUAUCUGUUUUGUUGGACACCAUACUUUGUGUCCUCCACAAGUCAAACCUGGGGUGGAGUAUCGUUACCCAGGUCACUAGUUACAAUUUGUGCCAUUUCUGGGUCUUCGUUGAAUCCGUUUGUUUAUGUUUUCCGCAACGAGUCAGUGCGCAAAGAAGCCACAAAAGUAGUCUGUUGGUGGAGGGUACCGUCGUGUCCCCCGGGUCAGCCCCCGGGCACUGUCCCACGGGUGCGUCACCAGUCAUCCUCCAGGUGCGACUCCAUGAGUGUCCAGAGCUUCCAGAUGUCCACAACAGAGUGUCAUCACAUGGAACCUCCCCCUGCGGACUUUGUCACCACUUACAACCCGAUCCAAGGAGAGUCACAGCGCUACGAGAGUGUGACGUUCCGUCUGGCGCAGCGGAGAUGUCAAACCUGUGUGAGACAGAACUCCGACUCGUCUACAGGCAGCGGACAUCCGUUGCUGACUCCCCUACCUCGGCGUCAGCGACCUGCCAGUGAGCCUUCCACCCCUAGGCACUUCAACAACAAUGACAGCGACGACAAGACCACAGUUUUCAAGUUCCAGGAGGCGCCGGAUCGGUUGCACGAAGUUGGAGAAAACCGAAGAGAACGUUUCAGGCUACAACGUCUUCCUGCGAUAGAGGCAGAUGAGCCUGGAACCCAAGUGUAGAAAGAUGAAGAUCCGUUUGGGAUUUCAACAAUGGUCUAAUGCAGAGCUGAAGAAAAGCUUUGUCUGUGGUCUGUGGAUUUGAUUCCAUGGUUUUACUGCAGAUUUUGUAGUCAGCGCUCAGCAGAGGGUACAAGAAACAACCACAUCCUACUAACACCUUUAGAAUGUGGUAGAAAGGAUACAUCUGUGAAACGGAGGACCCAUCGAUGAUGGAAUUGUUAGAUGAAUGUAAUUAUUGUAAAUCUAGGUUUAUUUGGGUAAGAUAGAAAUGUAAUAUUUUUUGCUGGGACCAUGAAAAAGUUUGAGUGUUGGAAGACUUCCGGAUUAGAUUUUCAGAAAUAUUGGUUCAAGAUUAUUUUAUUUUGAGUAAUACAUUUCUCGUCCAGAACUCACUAAGCUUUUUGGUUGGCAAUAAAUUAUUUAUCCCUAUAAAAUAUGUUUUUCUUCAUCUAGAAGCUGACACACUGAUACUCACAGAUUUUUUUGAAAAGUUCAACCUGAUCAUUAGAUACUAGUAGAUGUUAAGUAAGUGCUGUUACAUUCAAAUAGUAGGUUACUUUACUCAUAACAUAUAAAUAAAUACAUCAUUUAGCUUAAUGAAAGAAGUCUUUUUUACUGUGUUGGGUGCAAACUAUCAAAAUUUUUAAUUUAGAGGGAGAAGUCCCAUAGUUACACAUGUUGAUCACUUUUAUAACCUGAUGGAAGUUUCCUUGUGAUUAUCAGAGUUGGCACACUGGCACACAUUCUGCAAGGUCCUCAAAAGCUGUCCAUAAAUUAAGAUCUCCGCCAAUCUCAUGUCACAGCCAAGCAAGUUAGUUCUUAUCUGAAAAGCCAUGCUCUUUGCUUUAUCCACUAUUAUUCCAGUUGGUUCCCACCUAUAUGUAACCAUGAGUGUCGUCAGUAGCGGAAAACAAUGUAUGGUAAGAUUGACGUUCCCUCCAAGUGUAAAUAACGUUUAUGUUUUUGUGGAACGGUGGUCAAUCCCUAUUGAAAUCUGUCGCCAGGCAGAUGUGUACGCAGAAAUUGGUUGUACACAGAAAAGUUGCAUAAGUGGCUAUACUCCCUGCAGGGUGUGUUCAUUAGAUUCA
This is a messenger RNA of Macrosteles quadrilineatus (aster leafhopper), 2515 nucleotides long. RefSeq names its product beta-3 adrenergic receptor-like. The coding region runs from base 96 to 1427 and encodes 443 amino acids. Gene Ontology annotation, cellular component: membrane. Gene Ontology annotation, biological process: G protein-coupled receptor signaling pathway. The record is from RefSeq and is a predicted model, not a curated record. Gene Ontology annotation, molecular function: G protein-coupled receptor activity. The transcript is spliced from 11 exons. NCBI's taxonomy places the organism in Eukaryota, Metazoa, Arthropoda, Insecta, Hemiptera, Cicadellidae.